CAAAAGUCCGCCCACGCCGCCGCCCGCGUCGCAGCGUCGCAAAUCGAACAGUGGUUCCCCGAUCUCGCCCAGCGAUAUGACCACCUCGGCCACGUCCCUGGAGAGGACUCCCUCGAAGCGGGAGCGGGACCGCGAGCGGGACAACAGCAGCGGUCUGGGCAGCGCCGGCAGCUUGCCCGCCUCACCGCAAAGUGCGAUCACCGUGAGUCCCUCCUCCCCAGCCACGCCCAAGCGUCCCCUGCGCACCUCCACGCCCUCGAUGGAGCGGGAAAAGGAGCGAGAACGGGAACGGGAACGAGAGCGGGAACGGGAUCGUGAGGAGCGGGACAGAGAUCGCGAGCGAUCCGCCAAGGUCUUUAGCACCGCCAGCACCACCGUGCCCACGAAUACGAGUUCCAGUUCCGGUUUGGCACCCGAACAGCUCCGGAUUCCAACGGGAGCGGCGGCCUUCAGCGGAUUCCCAGGACUACAUAGCAUGAGCAGCCUGAUGGUUCCGUCGUCGGCGGCCGUUGCCGCCGCUGCUGCCGCCCCCUUCCUGCCCUGGUCGCCCAUUCUGCUGCCGCCGUGGAGCCACGCCCUCCUGCCAGCCGCCUUCUAUCCGGCGGCCCUGAGAAACGCUCUGCCCGGCUUGUUCGAUGCAAAGGUGCCGUCAUCGCAGCGCUCUGGCUUCCACAUAUCGGACAUCCUGAAUCUGGAGGGUUCCGAGCUGAAGAAUGCCGCUGCUGCCGCGGCCGCAGCCGCUCAACAUGGCAGUGACUUGAGCCACCAUUCGGCCAGUGAGUCCACCAAUGGACACGGUGGUCAGGGUGGAGCCCAUGCCACGCCCUCGGCCCUCUCGCCCACGCCCGCCGGCGGUUCGGUGGACGAGCACCACAAUGGCAGCGGGACAGGCGGUGGUGGAUCGGAUCACCACAGCACCACCGAGCAUCACGCCCAACAGCAGCCGCCGAGCCACCCACAGCAGCAGCAGCACCACCCGCACCACCACCAGCAGCAGGCGGCGCACCACCUCCAGCAGCAGCACCUCCCGCACCACCAGCAAUCGGUGGCCCCACUCCCACUGGCCCACCACCAGGGCGGGCCAGAUGCACAGAGCCACGCCCACGCGAACGCAGCCGCCGCCCACCUGCUGGCCAGCCACAAUGCCGCGGCUGCUGCAGCGGUGGCCGCCGGCCAAUACCUGCCCAAUCUGCCCAAGAACUUCCCGGGGAGCUUCGGGGACGAGAUGUCCUCGUACCACCACAUGGCCCAAACCAUGCUCCAGCACUCGGGCAGGAGUGCGUGGAUCAAGGAGAACGAGCUAUACGGAACCCAGCAGCCAGCCAGUCCGGAUAGCACUUCUCCGGUGACCUCGGAGGUAUCGUACACCUACAUUGGAUCAAAUUGCCAGACAUCGCCGGCACUUUCCGGCGAUUACAAGAGCUACAGCCGAUCGGCGGACAGCGAUGCCUUGUCCGUGGGCGAUGCCCUGCACUCGCUGCAUGGAUCAUCCUCGGCCAAUCAAGGGGGAUCAGCUGGUGGUCCUUCGGCGGCCCAUGCCCUGCACAACAAUAACAACAAUACGACGAACAACAACAAUAACAAUAACAGCCUGAAGCACGAGGGGAUCAAUGGAGCAAGCAGUGGUCACGAUGAUAGCCUAAAUGAGGACGGUAUCGAGGAGGACAUCGAUGAUGUGGACGAUGCCGAUGGCAGUGGCGGCGGUGGGGCCAAUGGACCCGAUGGUCUGCCCAAUAAGAAGCGAAAGCGCCGAGUUCUCUUCACCAAGGCGCAAACGUACGAAUUGGAGCGUCGAUUCCGGCAACAGCGCUACUUGAGCGCCCCGGAACGGGAACAUCUGGCCAGUUUGAUCCGACUGACGCCGACGCAGGUGAAGAUCUGGUUCCAGAACCAUCGCUACAAGACGAAGCGGGCCCAGAACGAGAAGGGUUACGAGGGUCAUCCGGGAUUACUGCACGGUCAUGCCACCCAUCCGCAUCAUCCGAGCGCCCUGCCCUCGCCCCGUCGGGUUGCCGUGCCGGUUCUGGUGAGGAAUGGUAAGCCCUGCCUGGGUGAUGGUUCCAAACUGGGAGCCGAUUGCGUAUCCGUCUCAUCAGCCACCGCCACCGCCAUGCAAAAUGCCGCCGCCGCUCAUCAUCUGGUGGCCCUGAACGGAGCAGCCGCCUAUCAACAUGCCGCCGCUGCUGCCGCCGGUCUUCAUGCCCAUGCCCACGCCCAUGCCCAUGCCCACGCCCACGGCCACGCCCAUCCGCACGCCCACGCCCAGAGGGCGGCCUGGUGGCCCUAAUAUUGCUAGGAUAUGAUCCGAUCCGAUCUGAUUCGAUCCGAAUUGAUCUGAUCUUUACGGGCCUGGAGCCACUCGAAUAGGUGGAUAGAUAUGAACCCUUGGUGCAAUAAAUCAGAAGACCAGGCCCCCAAGAUCCCCGGAGAAGCCAAAAAAUAACUAAACAUAAAAUAUAAUUGAUACAUAUAUAGAUCACAACUAGUUCAUAGUCUCACAGAUUCCCACUUUGAGUCAUUCCUGUACAUAAUUUAGUAGGCAAGAGCCCCAAAAACGAUUAUAUAUAUGAACUAAACUAACCCCAAGACCUGAGCUCAAGAGCUAUAGGUCCACUUAGUCAGGGGUAACCUCUAUAUUAACAUAAAACCCAUUCCUGAAUAUAAACAAAAAUGCCCAUGACAAAAGUAUACUGUUCAUUUUCUUUUGAUUAAAUGUUAUAUUUAUAUUAGUAUGUCUUGUCAUUGGGCAUUUAGGUCCCAUAAAAUCCCCCGUUUUACUGCACUAAAGUUGAUAAUACUUAUAAAAUGUAGAAUUAGGCACCAUUUUUUUUUAAAUUUUUUUUCUAGACCUAAGUUAAAAAAUCUAAAAAAAAACAUUUUGUAAAUAUUAAAAUGAAAAAAAGCAUGUAACUAAGAUUAUUCCAAAAUAAAAACUUAUAAAAGGCAAUGCAACUACAUCUGUACUAUAUAUCUUAAUAUUAAAGUCAAGCAUAAUUAGUGUUCAAAUUUUUUAGAAAGAAUUUAAUGACCCAUUUUUUUUGUAUACAUAUAUAAUAUAGACACUUAGUCUUAACCGAUAUUUUUUUUCGUGUGUGUGCGUGUAUAGCGAGUAAAAGAAAACUCUUUGAAUUUAUAGCCAGUAAUGAGUUCAUAAAUGUUAACAAAAGACAAGGACAGGACGCAGACAGAGACGGCAAAUGUAUUCCAGACAGAAAGCAAAGCGAAACAAGAACACUUCAAACUGAAAAAUACAUUUUAGAAAUUUAAUAAAA
Molecule: messenger RNA, 3272 nt
Organism: Drosophila suzukii
Lineage: Eukaryota; Metazoa; Arthropoda; Insecta; Diptera; Drosophilidae
Gene: vnd
Product: ventral nervous system defective
Biological process (GO): cell differentiation; regulation of transcription by RNA polymerase II
Cellular component (GO): nucleus
Molecular function (GO): DNA-binding transcription factor activity, RNA polymerase II-specific; RNA polymerase II cis-regulatory region sequence-specific DNA binding
Source: RefSeq, a predicted model, not a curated record